Messenger RNA from Onthophagus taurus, 2585 nucleotides. The record is from RefSeq and is a predicted model, not a curated record. Lineage: Eukaryota; Metazoa; Arthropoda; Insecta; Coleoptera; Scarabaeidae.
CACCGACGUUCGCGGUAUACGGGAGUUAACGGAGAUGAUCUCCUCUGUUAGUUGUCGAUAGAAAAUACGAAACGCUCCGUACACUUCUAAUUUUAUCCAGACGAGAUGAGUGCGUGGUCGUCGUGACAGAGUCGUCUUUGGUUGUGCUCAUCGUCCUUAGUGAGUCAGAAACGAGACACAACAUCUAAAACUUUAAGGCGUAACUUAACAAAUAGUGUUAAAAUUAAUUUGUUUUAAGUGAAACCGUUUUUGAAGGAAUUUUUAAAUCCGAUAAUCACAAUACAUCUCCGCUUUCGGGGCCGGAACCGGGUGGUCACAAAGCAUCAUUCCGAAGUACGAAGCUUGCGAAAAGAGCCCGUUCUUUCAAAGACGACGUCCUUGAAAAAAUAUCACAAAUGCGGAGCCCCACGAAUCAAGGUCUUAAAGGGAGACCGCCUAAAAGAGCCGAUCCGAGCGACAAUUCUUACAAUAAAGGUCCAAUCGACGAACUCAAUCAACAAUUUAAACAACUGCAGCUUGCUUUAAAACAUUUUCGAGAUGUGGUACUCAAAAAGACGUUGGAAAUGUUACCUGGAAAUGGGACAAUUGUUUUGGAUACGAUUUGGGCGAUUAAUUUAAUCGUUCAAAGAACGAUUGGUCCGUCGGAUAAAACGAAAAGUAUUAAAUCGGCCACACAAAGAAUGUAUAAUUCGGUUGGGAAAUUAAUUAAGUUGUGUGAUGAUGCUUUGAUUGAUGAAACAUGUUCGGCUUUGGAUAAACAAAACGUUGAUGAAGUCGUUAACCAAUUAGAAGAUUCAGUAAAGGCAUUGAUUAAAGAAGUUCAAGAUAAAAUGACUGCUCAACAACCUAAUUCGGGUUAUAUGAGCGCUCCAAGGCCAUCUCACAGCAGUUUAGACGCCCCAGCCCAAAGAAAUUCACUUCCCGAUAUUCCUUUAACACCGCGGGAUUUAGAAAAACUCGAAGAUAGUUCGUGUCCAUCGCGAGUUGUUAGAAGUAGUCAUAGUACCGAGUCGAUACUCAGAGAUUCUAGUCCGCCACCUAAACCACCUUUACCAAGAGGAUUGUACUCAAAAGAAUCUGGAACAAUAAUGACCCCACCUCCAUUACCACCAAAGAAAAAGCACAUAGAAAAUUUCACAUAUUUUAAUUCGGAUUCAUCAAUUUUUAAAAAUAGUUUUGAAAGGAUGUCGUUAAUAUCGCGUUCGUUAGAAGAUUCAAGUUCGAUUUUAUCGGAAAGCGCGGGAAGUUUAGAUUCGAUGUUAAAUAAUUCGCGGGACGAAGAAGAAGAAGACGAAAUAACCGCGAUUAUGGAUCCGAGUACCGAUAACGAAAGCAUCUUAGAAAGCGAUUUAUCCGGAAUGACCACAAACGGUCUUUGGCACGAUGACAUCCAAAACACUUCGUCGCAUUCGUCGCAAACCAACAAUGAAGACGCGAACAGUUUUACUUUACAUCGAUUAUCAAACACAGAUUCGGGUUUUAUGUCGGUUCAAUCACAUCGGAGUUCGAGUUAUUCAAAACGAAGUUCGCAACAGAGCGUUGUCAGCACGCAAUGGACGUCACAAAAAACAUGUUGUGUUAAACAAGAAGCGGUCGUUUUUUCAUCUUCUUGUUCGAAAAUGGCUAGUAGUAAUAAUGCAAUUGUUUCUGAGCUUAAUGCUAGUUAUGGAAAUAUUGAUGAGUGUGAUGAUGGUUCAAAUGAAAAUGUUCCACCGCCGAUUCCACAAAAAAUGAGACGGAGACAACCAUCACCAUAUGAUAAUGUUCCAGAAAAUAAUAUGGGUGGUGAUUUAUUAGUGACAUGUCAUCUUCACCAAUCUCACAGCAGAUCAAAUACGAGUGUAUCAAUGAUUGAAGAUAACGGAAAGCCGCCACCUUUACCACUAAAGAAACGUCACAUGUUCCAAUCGGUGGCUUAUUCCGUUAUGGCUUAUAUGGAAAUGUUUGGAAAUUGUUCACAUUCCGGUGACACCGAAUUCAUUACCGAGCGUCAUUCAAUGGUUAUUCAAGGUCAAAGAGCAUCACAUCCCCCACAACUCGGCCUCCCAACAACUCAAUCUUGUUCGUUUUCACACACAAGUUCAUGUUCUCGUUCGAUGCACUCACAAACACUCACCAUUCCGCACACUUCCGGUGAAAUUACAAGUCCGAUUCCAUCCCCAAUUCGUUCCCCAAACCUUUCAAUCAGCCCGAUUCCACCAAGCGGGACCCCACCGGCUUUACCCCCAAAACGAUCCCGCUCAAGUUCCGCAAAAUCUUCACCUCCCCCAACUCCUCAAGGAAAUAUUCAAGAAAAAGCACCAGCGAAAUCUUUACCCGAUCUUUUGGAACAUACCUCCGUUAUAAUCCCGAAAGAGGAAGUUCGAGAAGCUUUAGUUGAAGUAAAACCGUGCGAUGUUGAUUUAAUGGAAGCGGUUGAUAUCACGGAUUAUUUAGUGUUUAAAUCACCGGAAGAUGAUGGACCCGAUAUCAGAGGGGGAUGUAUUGAUGCUUUGAUUAUUCAAGCGACAAAAGCAACUAAAAAUGGAGGUAAGAAUGUAAAAAUGAAACACACCAGAAAUGGAAAAUAAUCAUAAACAUUGUAA